UGUCCAUUAUAUAGGAGUGACAGUCAUCAGCAACUCAGACCAAGAGAGGCCAUGAUGAACCUCCGCAGCCACACCGCGAGAAACAAGAGUAUGGAGCGGCUCCCAAACGAAGUGCUGCUGGAGGUAAUGAUGUACCUGUCCGUCGAGGACCUCUUCGCCUGCCGCCUCGUGAGCAAGAGGCUUGCGGCGCUAGCCAUGCAUCCUUACCUGUGGCGGCGGGAGUGGCGAUACGUCUCCAGCCACGUCUACAAUCGCUCACGUUGCUACGCGUGCCCGGCGCUGCGCCUGGCGCCGUGCUUGACCGACGUGUCCGUUGAAGUCCCGUCGGCGCGGAAUACCCCGCUGUACAAGGAGACCAGGUGCGCCGUAUCGAGUUUGAGCGUAGGUCUAAAGGAGGGGGCGGCCGGCGCAGCCCUCGAGGCAGCCUUGGUGAUACGGAACCAGGAGGCGCUCGGGCGCAUGACAAGUCUACACCUAUUCAUGGACAGUGACGUGGAUGCCAGCCAAGCCGCUGUGCUAUUAGAGACGGUGGCGUUGGUAUCUGGACUAAAGAAACUCACAGUUUUUAAUAGUUUCCCGUUAUCUGAACCCCCUAUAAAUGGUGUGUACGGAUUGUGGCCGAGGUCAUCCCUGACACACUUUUCAUCUGAGCUUAGCCCGGAAUCGGAGGUAUUUUGCAACUUUGUUCUGGCCGCGCACGCCGCCACCCUAGAAGACGUGUCUCUCUAUGAAGGGACCUCGACCUCGACGGCGGCGCUUCUAGCUGGCAUGCCAAAGCUCCGUGAGCUUGAGUGCUGCGCGCUGCCUGGGAUGGAGGCCGUGGCAGCGUGCGAGUCGCUGCGGGAGUUGACACUCCACAUCACGAGCGACACAGAGCGCCUCGAGUUGCGAGCGGCCGCGGCCUUCCUGGGCGGCGCCACGCAGCUGCUCGGGGUGGUCCUGGAGUACGACGAAGGCGCUGGCUCCGCGCCCGCCACUCUCGACAUGGACUUGAUCCUGGCCCUGGCGGCGACCGGGCGGUCGCGCGUCGAGACGCUAGACAUCUAUACCGACCCUCAAGAUGACGACGACGACAACUUCUGCCCUCACGCGAGGUCGCUGCUACAGGCGCUGCCCCACCUGCCUGCGCUCCGGGCCCUGAGCGUGGGGUGCGUGCCUGACGCGCUGCUGCUCGGCAUCACUCCCCGCACGGCCCAGGCGC
This is a messenger RNA of Frankliniella occidentalis (western flower thrips), 1201 nucleotides long. RefSeq lists its product as uncharacterized. The transcript is spliced from 2 exons. The record is from RefSeq and is a predicted model, not a curated record. Lineage: Eukaryota; Metazoa; Arthropoda; Insecta; Thysanoptera; Thripidae. The annotation marks the transcript as partial. Gene Ontology annotation, molecular function: protein binding.